Saprolegnia parasitica CBS 223.65 is the source of this 1740-nucleotide messenger RNA. RefSeq lists its product as hypothetical. The record is from RefSeq and is a predicted model, not a curated record. The coding region runs from base 9 to 1658 and encodes 549 amino acids. Lineage: Eukaryota; Oomycota; Saprolegniomycetes; Saprolegniales; Saprolegniaceae. The transcript is spliced from 2 exons.
CUUCUCCCAUGAGCUCCAACAACUCUUCGCACGAGGCCGGGCCGCCGGGCGCGCCGCUCAAGCUCACGUCCGGGCAGCCCGAAUAUGACGACGUCAAUGGCAAGGACAACAUCUCGGUCGGCGAUAUCUUCUCGACACGCAACCCUCGCGACGCAGCCGCGGGCCUCUCGUCCGGGCUCAAGAACAUGGGCAAGGGCCUCAUUGGCGGCGUUGGCGCCUUUGUGGGCAUGCCGAUCGUUGGCGCCAAGGAACAAGGCGUCAUGGGCUUCGCCAAGGGCCUCGCUAUGGGCACGGUCUCGGCGGUCGUGAUGGUCGGUGGCGGCGCCGUCACGGGCGUGACGCAGAUCGCGCGUGGCAUUGCCAACACGCCGAUGGCCAUUAAGAGCUCGAACGAAGACAAGGUCUGGAACUCGGAGACGAACGAAUGGUAUUUGUACAGCCUCGCCGAGGAAGCCGCGGCAGUGCUGACUGACGAGCCCGAGGCCGCGGCGCCGGCGAAGGCGGUCAAGGAGACUGAGCUCUACGACCAGCUCGGCGUGGCCACGAACGCGACGGACGUCGAGAUCAAGAAGGCGUACCGGAAGCUCGCCAUGCAGUUGCACCCGGACAAGAACCUUAACGACCCGACGGCGUCGGAGAAGUUUCAGAAGCUCGGUGCUGCGUACCAAGUGCUCUCGGACCCGACGUCGCGUGCCAACUAUGACGAGCACGGCAAGGACGGCGUCGACACGCAGCUCUUUAUGGACAACAGCCAGAUUUACGAGAUGAUUUUCGGCAGCCAAGCGUUUGAAAACUUCGUCGGCGAGCUCAACCUCAUGACGCUCCAGUCGCAGUUUGGCAAGAUGAACGAGAACGACGCGGCCGAGAUUGAGCCCGAACACCUCUUUGGCCAAACCGAUCUGAUCAAGCUCAAGCAGAAGAAGCGCGAGGUGCAGUGCGCCGUAUACCUCGCCUCGCUUCUCGACCAGUACCUCCAAGACGCGUCCGAGGGCCACAUUAGCUUUCGCACGUCGAUCACGGCGACGGCGUCGGAGCUCGCGUCGACGGCCUUUGGCGGCACACUGAUUGGCGUCGUCGGCUACGUCUAUGAAGAGCAGGCGCUCAAGCACCUCGGCUUCAAGAAGAGCAUCGCGGCCGGCCUCGGCUUUAAGAACGUGGCCAAGUCGGCGCACGUACUCGCGACCAAGUACCGCGUCGUUUCGUCGGCGGUCAACGCCUACUCGGUCGCUCGGAAGGCGGGCCAAGAGAUGGACAAGGCCGAGAAGGCCGAGGCCAAGAAGAAGCUCGAGACGCCAACGAAAGCGCCGACCGAGCCGGCGACGUCGGACGACGACUUGGAGAAGGAGAAGGUUAAGCGCAUGGAAGAGAUGUCGCGCAAGCUGCAGCAAGAAACGUUUGGGAGCGUUCUCGAGAUUGCUUGGAACUACACGGUCGUCGACGUCGAGUCGACGCUGCGCAACAUUUGCUUCAAGCUUCUCAAGGAUUCGGGCGUCUCGGCGAAGGAUCGCGUCAAGCGUGCCGAGGGCCUCCUCAUCAUGGGCGAGAUCUUUAUGGCGAGCAGCCAGACGUCGGAAGCUGGCCUCAAGGAAAUCAUGGAGAAGCUCAACCUUGCAGGUGGCGACAUGGACCCCGAGACCGAGACCAAGCCCGCACCGUAAGGUCAAGACGGGACAGACCGCCAUAUCUAAUGCCUUUAUAUACUUUCUGCUGCGAUGUAUAAAUGUAGUGGCCAGUUCUGUG